Messenger RNA from Orcinus orca (killer whale), 3967 nucleotides. It is a transcript of the gene PIGO, whose product is annotated as phosphatidylinositol glycan anchor biosynthesis class O. NCBI's taxonomy places the organism in Eukaryota, Metazoa, Chordata, Mammalia, Artiodactyla, Delphinidae. Gene Ontology annotation, cellular component: endoplasmic reticulum membrane. The transcript is spliced from 10 exons. Gene Ontology annotation, biological process: GPI anchor biosynthetic process. The coding region runs from base 260 to 3628 and encodes 1122 amino acids. The record is from RefSeq and is a predicted model, not a curated record. Gene Ontology annotation, molecular function: mannose-ethanolamine phosphotransferase activity.
GGCAUUUGGGGUGGCGCCUGGAAAUCACCAUUUUAAAACAGCUGCUUCAGGUUGAUACCCAUAGCCUGCGCACCUCGCCUUCAGAAACUCUGGUAUAACUGGUGGAGAGGAACAUUGCAUUGGGUUGGCUAUGGGACUGUUUAUCUUCAGGAAGGCUUCCAAGAGGAAGUGAUUCUAGCUGGGCUUUGUAUUGAGAGACUAGACUAUCUGCUGGUUCUUUGCCUCACAGUUAUGAAUUCCCUCCCCCGCCACCACCAGGAUGCGGAAGAUCUCAGUGCUGCUCUUCCUGGCCUGGGUGGGCUUCCUCUUCUACGCCGGCAUUGCUCUCUUCACCAGUGGCUUCCUGCUCACCCGUUUGGAGCUCACCAACCAUAGCAGCUGCCAAGAGCCCCCAGGCCCUGGGUCCCUCCCAUGGGGGAGCCGAGGGGAGCCCGGGGCCUGCUGGAUGGCUUCCCGAUUCUCCCGACUUGUGUUGGUGCUCAUAGACGCUCUGCGAUUUGACUUUGCUCAGCCCCAGCUCUCACAUGUUUCUGGGGAGCCUCCCAUCUCCCUGCCCUUCCUGGGCAAACUGGGCUUCUUGCAGAGGAUCCUGGAAAUUCAGCCCCACCAUGCCAGGCUCUACCAGUCCAAGGUUGACCCCCCGACCACCACCAUGCAGCGCCUCAAGGCCCUCACCACCGGCUCACUGCCUACCUUUAUUGACGCUGGCAGUAAUUUUGCCAGCUACGCCAUAGCGGAAGACAAUCUCGUUAAGCAGCUUACGAGUACAGGAAGGCGUGUGGUCUUCAUGGGAGAUGAAACCUGGAACGAUCUUUUUCCUGGAGCUUUCUCCCAAGCUUUCUUUUUCCCGUCCUUCGAUGUUAGAGACCUACACACAGUGGACAAUGUGGACAGUGGUGAAUGGGAUGUGCUGAUUACUCACUUCCUGGGUGUGGAUCACUGUGGCCACAAGCAUGGCCCUCAUCAUCCUGAAAUGGCCAAGAAACUUAGCCAAAUGGACCAGGUGAUCCAGGGACUCGUGGAGCGUCUGGAGAAUGACACGCUGCUGGUAGUGACUGGGGACCAUGGGAUGACCACGAGUGGGAACCAUGGAGGGGACAGUGAGCUGGAGACCUCAGCUGCACUUUUUCUGUAUAGUCCCACAGCCCUCUUCCCCAGCGCCCCACCAGAGGAGCCAGAGGUAAUUCCUCAAAUCAGCCUUGUGCCUACGCUGGCCCUGCUGUUGGGCCUGCCCAUCCCAUUUGGGAACAUCGGGGAGGUGAUAGCUGAGGUCUUCUCGGAGGUCGAAGACUCCCAGCCUCACUCUUCUACUCUGGCCCAAGCCUCAGCUCUCCAUCUCAAUGCCCAGCAGGUGUCCCGAUUUCUUCACACCUACUCAACUGCUGCUCAGGACCUCCAAGUUAAGGAGCUUCAUCGACUGCAGAACCUCUUCUCCAAAGCUUCUGCUGACUACCAGCGGCUUCUGCAGAGCCCCCAGGGGGCUGAGGCAGCACUACAGACUGUGAUUACUGAGCUGCAGCAGUUCCUGCGGGGAGUUCGGGCCAUGUGCAUUGAGUCUUGGGCUCGUUUUUCUCUGGUCCGCAUGGCAGGGGGUGCUGCUCUCUUGGCUGCUACCUGCUUUCUUUGCCUACUGGUAUCCCAGUGGGCAGCAUCCCCAGGCUUCUAUUUCCGCCCUCUCCUAAUACCCAUGGCCUGGGGUUUGACUGGAGCCUUAGUGUGUGCUGGACUCCUGGCAACUACUGGGCUGAAGCUGGAUUCAGUGGUUCUAGGGGCCAUGGCUGCAGUGGGCUCACUUCUGCCUUUUCUGUGGAAAGCCUGGGCUAGCUGGGGAGCUAAGAGGCCCCUGGCAGCCCUGCUUCCCAUGCCUGGGCCUGUCCUGUUACUCCUGCUCAUUCGCUUUGCUGGUUUCUUCUCUGAUAGCUUUGUUAUAGCCGAGGCCAGGGCCGCCCCCUUCCUUUUGAUCUCACUUAUCUUGCUCCUGGUUGCCCAGCUUCACUGGGAGGGCAAGCUGCUGCCACCUAAGCUACUCACAAUACCUCGCCUUGGCUUUCUGACCCCAGCAGGCCCCCCACGUCACAAUGGCACGCAUGCCCUGGGGCUUGGAGUUGGGUUGCUUUUAUGUAUAAGGCUAGCUGGGCUUUUUCAUCGCUGCCCUGAAGAGACGCCUGCUUGCAGCUCCUCUCCCUGGCUGAGUCCCCUGGCAUCCAUGGUGGGUGGUCGAGCCAAGAAUGUGUGGUAUGGAGCUUGUGUGGGGGCGCUGGCGGCCCUGUUAGCUGCCGUGCGCCUGUGGCUUCGCCGCUAUGGUAAUCUCAAGAGUCCUGAGCCCCCUGUGCUCUUUGUGCGCUGGGGGCUGCCGCUGAUGGGACUAGGCACUGCCGCCUACUGGGCCUUGGCAUCAGGGGCGGAUGAAGCACCCCCACGUCUCCGGGCCCUGGUCGCUGGGGCAUCAGUUAUGUUACCUAGGGCUGUGGCCGGGUUGGCUGCUUCAGGGCUCAUGCUGCUGCUCUGGAGGCCUGUGACGGUGCUGGUGAAAGCUGCAGCGGGUGCUCCACGGACCAGGACUGUCCUCACUCCCUUCUCAGGCCCCCCCACUUCUCAGGCUGACCUGGAUUAUGUGGUUCCUCAAAUCUACCGACACAUGCAGGAGGAGUUCCGGGGCCGGCUAGAGAGGACCAAAUCUCAGGGCCCCCUGACGGUGGCUGCCUAUCAGUUGGGGAGUGUCUACUCGGCUGCUAUGGUCACGGCCCUCACCCUCUUGGCCUUUCCACUUCUGCUAUUGCAUGCAGAGCGCAUUAGCCUUGUGUUCCUGCUUCUGUUUCUGCAGAGCUUCCUUCUCCUGCAUCUGCUUGCUGCUGGGAUACCCAUCACCACCCCUGGUCCUUUUACUGUGCCUUGGCAGGCAGUUUCUGCUUGGGCCUUCAUGGCAACACAGACCUUCUAUUCCACGGGUCACCAGCCCGUCUUUCCAGCUAUCCAUUGGCAUGCUGCCUUCGUGGGAGUCCCAGAGGGCCAUGACUUUACCUGGCUGUCUGCUUUGCUGGUGGGAACCAACACCUUUGCCUCCCAUAUCCUCUUUGCAGUAGGUUGCCCAUUGCUCCUGCUCUGGCCCUUUCUCUGUGAGAGUCAAGGGCCCCGGAAGAGGCGGCAGCCCCCAGGGAAUGAAGCUGAGGCCAGAGUCAGGCCUGAGGAGGAGGAGGAGCCACUGAUGGAGAUGCGGCUCCGGGACGCGCCUCACCACUUCAAUGCAGCGCUGCUGCAGCUGGGCCUCAAGUACCUCUUUGUCCUUGGUAUUCAGAUUUUGGCCUGUGCCUUGGCAGCCUCCAUCCUCCGCAGGCAUCUCAUGGUCUGGAAGGUGUUUGCCCCCAAGUUCAUUUUUGAGGCCGUGGGCUUCAUUGUGAGCAGCGUGGGACUUUGCCUGGGCAUAGCUUUGGUGAUGCGAGUGGAUGGUGCUGUGAGCUCCUGGUUCAGGCAGUUAGUUCUGGCCCAGCAGAAGGCUGGAGAACAAUCAAGCCUGGUCUAUACGGGUGCUGGAUCAUCUGCAAGAGAGGCUCAGUCACACCUCUUACCACCAUGCAGCCAGGAUCUACUGGCAUCUGGGACUUCAUUAUUUUAUAAUUCAAAAUCAUAGUGGAGCCUAAUCCGUAACUCCUGCUUUGGAUACAUCUGAGAGACUGAGGGGCUGCCUCCGAAGUGGAACGAAAUAAUGAUGUAAAUAUGUGUGUCUGAGGUGUAGGGGAGCCCCCACUGUCCUGUAGGGGAUAUGUGGAGGGUCAGUCUCCCCUCAUCCAGGCACAGAUGGGAUCAGCCGUCUUACGGAGACCUGGCCACAUCUGAGAACUCUGGGAGGUGGUUGGAGUUGUCUGAAUUCACUUCUCCCAACUCCUCCCAAAUCACUACUGUUAUUCCACCUGCCAUUUUCCUUUGCCAUGGAACAUAUUUUAUUAAAUUCUUUUGCUUUGGCUGAUAA